This is a messenger RNA of Medicago truncatula (barrel medic), 2192 nucleotides long. The record is from RefSeq and is a predicted model, not a curated record. NCBI's taxonomy places the organism in Eukaryota, Viridiplantae, Streptophyta, Magnoliopsida, Fabales, Fabaceae.
UAAAGAAAAAAGAAGACAAGAAACGUAAGUGAAGAAGAGAAGGUAUAGGAGGAGCAGAGGGCUGUUUCCUCCAUCCAUGUCUUAAGCCAUUGAAACGUAAAUCUCUGACGGACCCUUCCUUUUCCUUCAUCUCCAUCAAAUCAAAUCAAAUCAAAUUUCGUUAUCACAUUCACAUACACCAAUUAAAAUAAUAUUAUUAAUCAUAAUCAGUAGUAACAGAUCCAUUUUUUCUGAACACAAUCCACAAAACCCUACUCUUCUAACCUUCCCGAUCCAUAUUCGUCAUGAAUUUAUUAUAUUUUGCUCUGUUUCUGUGCACGAUUUCUGUUUCUUCUUCUGCUACUUCCUCCUCCUCCUCCUCUUUUCCCGGUCGUUCGAUCCUUCGUGAGGUUCACGACAAUGAUCAAACUGGAACAACCGAUCAUGAUUAUGCUGUUGAGCUUAAUGCCACUAAUUUCGAUGCUGUUUUGAAAGAUACUCCUGCUACCUUCGCUGUUGUUGAAUUCUUUGCCAAUUGGUGCCCUGCUUGCAGGAAUUAUAAGCCUCACUACGAAAAGGUUGCAAAGUUAUUUAACGGACCUGAUGCAGUGCAUCCUGGAAUAAUAUUAUUGACAAGGGUAGAUUGUGCGUCAAAGAUAAAUAUUAAGCUUUGUGAUAAGUUUUCUGUUGGUCAUUAUCCUAUGCUCUUUUGGGGCCCUCCUCCUAAAUUUGUAGGCGGUAGUUGGGAACCUAAACAAGAGAAAAGUGAUAUACAUGUGAUUGAUGAUGCACGCACAGCUGAUCGGUUGCUUAAUUGGAUCAACAAGCAAAUGUCCAGUUCAUUUGGUCUGGAUGAUCAGAAGUUUCAAAAUGAACAUCUUUCAUCUAACGUAUCAGAUCCUGAACAGAUUGCAAGAGCUAUCUAUGAUGUUGAAGAGGCAACUUCUUUAGCUUUUGACAUCAUCUUGGAGAACAAGAUGAUAAAACCAGAAACUCGUGCUUCGCUUGUAAAGUUUCUCCAGGUUUUGACAGCCCACCAUCCUUCUAGGAGAUGCCGGAAGGGUGCUGGAGAUUUACUCGUGAGCUUUGCUGACUUGUAUCCAACAGAUUUUUGGUCAUCUCAUAAGCAAGAAGAUGACAAGAGUUCAGUUAAGAACUUUCAGAUUUGCGGAAAAGAGGUGCCACGUGGAUACUGGAUGUUCUGCCGUGGCAGUAAGAAUGAAACCAGAGGCUUUAGCUGUGGCUUAUGGGUUCUUCUACAUUCACUUUCUGUAAGGAUUGAGGAUGGAGAGAGUCAGUUUACGUUUAAUGCAAUAUGUGAUUUUGUUCACAACUUCUUUGUCUGCGAGGAAUGCCGUCAGCAUUUUUACGACAUGUGUUCAAGUGUUUCUACUCCAUUCAACAAAGCCCGCGACUUUGUUCUAUGGUUGUGGAGUUCCCAUAACAAGGUAAACGAAAGGCUGAGCAAAGAAGAAGCUUCUCUAGGUACCGGUGAUCCCAAAUUCCCGAAGACAAUUUGGCCUACAAAGCAACUUUGCCCUUCCUGUUACCUUGGCCAUGACCAGAAAAGCAACAAAAUUGAAUGGAACCAGGACGAGGUCUACAAGGCUCUGAAGAAUUAUUACGAGAAAACGCUUGUUUCUCUGUACAAGGAGAAGGACAUUGCUGGGAAUGACGGAACUAAAGGAGCCGCACUUGAGGAUUUAAUAGUCGGGACAAAUGCAGUUGUGGUGCCUGUCGGAGCUGCUUUGGCAAUUGCUGUCGCUAGCUGUGCCUUUGGAGCACUUGCGUGCUACUGGCGUUCACAGCAAAAGAGUCGGAAGUAUUUCCAUCACCUACACUCUUUAAAGAACAUAUGAUUAUUAGGAGGGCCAAAGAGAACGUGGAAUUAGGAAUAGUGGAUACAUACACAGAAAAGCAUAUGGAUAGAAGCUUUUGUAGACGUUCGAUUUGAAUUGAUUGUCUCUUGCUUCAAAGGGCAUUGUUAACCUCCUUUAUGAAUUAAUUAUCUUUUCUUGAUAGAAUGUACAGAGUACAAAUGUACAAUUCUUGCUCUUGGAUAUCAUUACUCAUUUGUGCUACUUUCUUUUGGGGGAAAGGAGCACAUAACGUGUAACAUUUUUGCUUUGUAAUUUUGGGUUUUAUUUUAUUUUAUCAUCAACGCAACACUAUAAGUUAGUUAUAAAGACAACUUACAUUACUGUAGUAGAUCA